AUGCGGCGGUCGGCGUUGCGGCGGCCCGAGAGCUUGACGGACAAGUACCGCAUCUUGGGCAAGAUUGGCGAGGGCACGUAUGGCAUGGUGUUCAAGGCCGAGUCUCACUCUGCAGCUCUGUUGCCACGUCCUACCUCGGGCGGCUCGAACGCCGUCGAGGAUGAAGAGCCCAUGACGUUCGCCAUCAAGCUGGUUAAAUCCCACAAAGAAGGAAAGAACGACGUGGUGCUAUCCAGCGCCACUGUUCGCGAGAUCAAAUUGCUGCGAGAAAUGCAUCACGACAAUGUGAUGCACCUACAUGACGUGCACGUGGACCCUCGGGACAAGUCGCUGGCGCUCGUAUUCGAAUAUGGAGACCACGACCUGCACGACAUCAUCGUACAGAGCAAACAAAAGCCGUUGGGCGAGUACACGCGUAAGUCACUCAUGUACCAGAUCCUCAAAGGUGUGGACUACAUGCACGACGUGUGGGUCAUGCACCGAGAUAUGAAACCACAGAACAUUUUGGUGGUGGGUCAUGGACGCAAGAGGGGACAAGUCAAGCUAGGAGAUUUUGGUCUAGCGCGUAUCUUCAAGGAGCCGAUCAAGGCCUUAUCAGAUGUGGAGCGUGUGGUGGUGACGCUCUGGUAUCGAGCACCGGAGCUCCUACUGGGGGCGAAGCAUUAUACAAAAGCCGUGGACUUAUGGGCAGUGGGCUGCAUUUUCGUCGAGCUCAUCAACACACGCGAGCUCUUUUGCGGUAAGGAAGUGGAGGGGUCCAAUGCUCCGUUCCAGAAAGAUCAGCUCGAUAAGAUCUUUAAAGUGUUGGGCAUGCCGACGCCACAGACGUGGGAGGGACUGGAGAAUCUGCCAGAGUACAAUCACGUCGUGCAGAUGGGUCGUGAACGCAAAUACCCGACGCAAUCUGAGCUCAAAAACGCAGUCAAAGUUGGUCCAGGCCGCGCAGGAGCUGCAUUGCUCGAUUUGCUUUCGAGACUGCUGGAAUAUGACCCUGAGACACGUAUCACGGCUAAAGAAGCGCUCGAGCACGAAUACUUCAAGGAGAUUGAGCCUGAGCCUCGGGACUGGGCCUUUGACGAGCCGGGCAAGGAGCCUGUAUCCUUCCGAACGCAGACUGUGGAGCCCUUGGCAGAGGAAACUAUCCCUUGGAAAAACAAAAAGGACGGAGCGCCUGGAGCCGACAGUAAGGCCGCAGGAGCAGCCAGCCCUCGCCCCUCGCAGCAUCACAACGACCAUCGUGGUCGUGAUGGCGCCUCACGUAGUCGCAGUCACCACAACUCUCGAGACGCACAGCAACAACCUCAACGACGCAGUGAUCGCAACAAUGCAGGGGACAACAAUGCACGAGACAACAGAAACAGAGGACAACCAGAUGGAGGAAACACACAGGCGUGGAGAGACCGGAGCACGGGUCGUGCUGGAGGACCUGGAGGACCCAACUCUGGCGCAAUGGCUGGAACCAAGCGACCAGGAGGCGGUGAACGCCCUACGAGUGCUGGUCGCCCUCGUAGUCCCAAGCAACCGCGACGUCGGUGA
This is a messenger RNA of Phytophthora infestans T30-4, 1536 nucleotides long. RefSeq names its product serine/threonine protein kinase. Bases 1 to 1536 code for a protein of 511 amino acids. Gene Ontology annotation, cellular component: mediator complex; nucleus. The transcript is spliced from 4 exons. Gene Ontology annotation, molecular function: cyclin-dependent protein serine/threonine kinase activity; ATP binding; RNA polymerase II CTD heptapeptide repeat kinase activity. Gene Ontology annotation, biological process: protein phosphorylation. The record is from RefSeq and is a predicted model, not a curated record. NCBI's taxonomy places the organism in Eukaryota, Oomycota, Peronosporomycetes, Peronosporales, Peronosporaceae.